ACUCUGGCAUGUGGGGUUAUUUAAAUUCAAUGUCACAUUUUGCCUUUAAUAUGUAUAUUUAUGGGGAAGAGAUGGUUGUACUGAAACCAACAGCAUAUGAGCCAACCAGUGGGAUCCGUACCUAUCAAUUAUGUUAAACGUCACCAUCAUCAAAAGAAAGGAGAGUGGUUUUUAUCACUCGGUUCGAUAACGCGACAGUGCUCGAGAAAAGUCAAAAUAAUUGUGGUUCGAGAUUGAGCGAAGUGUCUAGAAAACAAUGAGGCUUUGCAAUAAUAGGUACAUUUUUUACAACACAGUGUAUGAUCCCCAAUGAAAAUCCUGUAAUCUCAUUACAGCACCAUGUUAUGGUUUGGAAUUAUUAAUUUUUAGAUUUUUUUUUAUUCACUUAUCGGAUACUUACACAAUAUGCACUUUUUUAUUUUACUACAUAGCUGGAUGAAUUGAAAAAUUUAUAGAAUUUUUUUCUCUAUGUUUACUUUUAUGAACUGUUUACACACAUCACAAUGACUAUACCCACAAGAAUAUCCCAAAAACCAAAAAAGGUUUUAGACCGCUAUUGGAAUUUUUUCAUAACUUUUUUUGUAUUGUUAUUAUUGUCUGUUACAAUUGUUCUAACGUCUUACCUUUCCAACUUCGGCAAAAUUUCCGAGAGUUCUAAAUACACAGCGCUAUGUCUAGAUGACAUAAAUGCACUUGUAGUUAACCAAAUGGUUGCUGACAGUCCGUUGGCAGAUCCAACAAAUACAUCAUGUAAUUAUUUCAAUUGUUUUAAUAUAUAUCGAUGUGGUAAUCAGGGAAACAAACUCCUAAUAUAUGUCUAUCCUUUGAGAAAUUAUGUCGAUGCCUCAAACAUACCAGUUACUAGUCAGAUGUCAAAAGAGUUCUAUCUGAUUUUACAAGCCAUUAUAAGUAGUAGGUUUUACACAUCAAACCCAUUCGAAGCAUGUAUAUUUAUACCAUCAAUAGAUACACUGAACCAAAACAGAUUAAGAAUAAAAGAGGUGUCACAAGCUCUUAAAUCACUUGAGUUCUGGAAAGAUGGGGAGAAUCAUUUAAUAUUCAACAUGGUACCUGGCAGUGUUCCGGAUUAUAAUACUCUGAUCGAUGUACCUGUUGGCAAAGCAAUGAUUGCAGGAGCUGGGUUUUCAUCAUUGACUUACCGUGAAGGAUUUGAUAUCAGUUUACCUGUCUACAGCCCUCAUAUAGCAAACUACCAGCCUCAAGUUAGUGUCAAAAGACACUGGCUGAUCAUUUCAUCACAGAUUAAUAUCAACUCUGCAUUUGAACAAGAUUUGAUUGAAGUGAAAACGAACUAUCCAAAUGAAUUGAUGAUUCUGGGACCUUGUCUACAUCAUAAUCCUAUGAACAGUUCUAUCCGAUGUAUGGGUGAAGAUGUCUACAAGUAUCCAGAAGUUUUAGAAACUGCAACAUUUUGCCUUGUUAUUCGGGGAGCACGUCUCAGUCAACCAUCUCUAUUGGAAACUAUGGCUGCUGGAUGUAUUCCUGUGAUAAUUGCAGACUCUCUGAUGAUGCCAUUUCAUGGUGUAAUAGACUGGAUAAAGGCAGCAAUAUUCGUUCGUGAAGUGGAUAUAUUGAAGGUUCCUGAAAUAUUGAAGAAUGUAUCUCAUAAAAGAGUCACAGAGCUGAGAGAACAUGGAAGUUGGCUUCAUCAACGUUAUUUCAAAUCCAUACAAGCCAUCACUGAAACAACACUUGAGAUACUAAGCGAUCGUGUCUACCCACAUCUGGCUAGGGAUUACAAUUACUGGAAUAUACCACAAUAUCCUGGAAACAUUCCGUCACUCUUUCUUCCAGUGACUGCUCCAAAGACUAGAGGUUUUACAGCUGUGAUAUUGACUUAUGACAGAUUGGAAAGUCUAUUUGUUCUCAUCACUAAGCUCGUCAAAGUGCCUAGUCUAUCAAAAGUUUUGGUCAUUUGGAACAACCAACACAAAGAUCCGCCUCAUCCAUCGAAGUGGCCGAAAAUAAGUAGGCCCUUGAAAGUUAUUCAAACCAAGGAGAAUAAGCUCUCCAAUAGAUUUUAUCCAUACGAUGAAAUAGAAACAGAAGCAAUGCUUUCGAUAGAUGAUGACAUAGUUAUGUUGACGGCAGAUGAACUGGAAUUUGGAUACGAAGUUUGGAGAGAAUUUCCUGAUCGUAUAGUGGGCUUCCCAUCACGCACGCACAUUUGGGAUAAUGCUAGCAUGUGUUGGAAAUACGAAAGUGAAUGGACAAAUCAUAUUUCAAUGGUCUUAACUGGAGCUGCCUUUCAUCACAAGUACUGGAGUUAUAUGUACACUAGAUCCAUGCCUGGUGAUAUCAAAGAAUGGGUUGAUGACCACAUGAAUUGUGAAGAUAUUGCAAUGAAUUUUCUCGUUGCUAAUAUGACUGGAAAGGCACCAAUCAAAGUCACUUCCCGAAAAAAAUUUAAAUGUCCAGAAUGCACAAACACUGAAAUGUUAUCUGCUGACUUAAGUCACAUGAUGGAGAGGUCGCAGUGCAUCAACCGGUUUUCUUCGGUGUAUGGAACAAUGCCCCUAAAGUCUGUUGAGUUUAGAGCUGAUCCAGUGUUGUAUAAGGAUGUAUUUCCAAAGAAACUUAAGCGCUUCAAUGACAUAGGAAGUUUGUAGUAUUUUUUUUAUAUUGCGAUCAUUCCGUAAAUAUGAUAAAUGGUCAUAGAUAUCAAAUUGUGACCUAAUCUAAUGUUAGAUGUAAAAAAUGUACAAUCAUUGUUGUUAAAUGUGAAUAUUAAUAGAAAUUUUUUUUCAAUCUAUGUACAUAUAUUUAACGUAGGUUUUUGCUUAUAAUGUGUAGACUAUCAUGUACAAAUUAAAUAAUGUCUCGUAGUGUGGAAACAUAAUCGAUAAGAUUAAUACACACAAACGACUCGCAAAUUCAAAUAAAUAAUAUUAAUUGAGAGGGAUUUCCUGAACACAAUUAUCACGGGCUUAUAAACAAGUCCUAGCUGAAACAAAUGUCACUUAUCAAUUAUUUGGUAUAAAAUUAUCUAGCAAAAAAUAAAAAUAAAUUUAUACAAGCUUG
Molecule: messenger RNA, 3042 nt
Organism: Athalia rosae (coleseed sawfly)
Lineage: Eukaryota; Metazoa; Arthropoda; Insecta; Hymenoptera; Athaliidae
Gene: sotv
Product: exostosin-2
Exons: 1
Coding region: 504-2630 (708 amino acids)
Cellular component (GO): membrane
Molecular function (GO): glycosyltransferase activity
Source: RefSeq, a predicted model, not a curated record